AUGCUGCGAUACCUGCUGAAGACGCUGCUGCAGAUGAACCUGUUCGCGGACACGCUGGGAGUCGAUGGCUCCAACUCCUCAGAGCUCCUGCUCGGCAUCAACCGCACCAUCGCCUCUCUGCACCUCCCCGGGCUCGACCCCGGCAAUGGGUCGCACCCGCAGCUGGAGGACUCCGCUCCCCGCAUCGUGGAGCACCCCACGGACGUGCUGGUGUCGCGGGGGGACCCGGCCACGCUGAGCUGCAAGGCCGAGGGCCGCCCGCCGCCUGCCGUCGAGUGGUACAAGGACGGGGAGCGGGUGGAGACGGACCGGGAGGAGCCGCGUUCGCACCGGUCGCUGCUGCCGGGGGGGUCCCUGUUCUUCCUGCGGGUCCUGCACGGCCGGAGGGGGAGGCACGAUGAGGGUGUCUAUGUGUGCGUGGCCAGGAACCACCUGGGGCAGGCCACCAGCAGGAACGCGUCGCUGCAUGUGGCUGUGCUGCGGGACGAGUUCCGGCAGCCCCCCGGGGAUGUGGUGGUGGCAGCGGGGGAACCGGCAGUGCUGGAGUGUGUCCCACCCCGUGGGCACCCGGAGCCCAGUGUGUCCUGGAAGAAGAAUGGAGCCCGGCUGAGUGCCACGGAUGAGCGCCUGACGCUCCGCGGUGGGAAGCUGAUGUUGGCCAACACCCGCAAGAGUGACGCUGGCGUCUACGUCUGCGUGGCCACCAAUGUGGUGGGGGAGAAGGACAGCGAGCCGGCAGAGCUGGUGGUGCUCGAGCGCCCAGUGUUCGGCCGGAGACCCCUGAACCAGGCGGUGCUGGUGGAGGGGACGGUGGAGUUCCCAUGCGAGGCAUUGGGGGACCCGCAGCCCUCGGCGCGGUGGCGCAAGGAGGAGGGUGAGAUGCCAACAGGGAGGUGGGAAGUGCUUCCUGACAACACCCUGCGGAUCGUGUGGCUGCGCCCGGAGGAUGAGGGCACCUACACCUGCGUGGCUGACAACAGCGUGGGGCACUCCGAGGCCUCGGGCACCCUCAUGGUGCAUGUGCCCCCCCAGCUUGUCACCGGGCCCCGUGACCAGAUCGUCCCCAUUGGCCACAGCGUCACCUUCCAGUGCCAGAGCAGGGGUAACCCACCGCCCGCGGUGUUCUGGCAGAAGGAGGGCAGCCAGACCCUGCUGUUCCCUGGCCAGUCCCCACAUCCCAGCGGCCGCUUUGCAGUGAGUCCUGGUGGUUCCAUGACCAUCUUGGACGUGCAACGUUCUGACUCUGGGCAUUACCUGUGCCAGGCCAUCAGUGUGGCUGGCAGCAUCCUGGCCAAGGCACGCUUGGAUGUGGAAGAAGCACCAGUGAUCCAAUGGGGUCCCACAAACCACACAGUGCUGCCAGCAGGGGCCACGGUGCGGUUACCAUGCCCAGUGUGGGGUGGUGGCGACCCUGUGGCCAAUGUGGGGUGGCUGAAGGAUGGGAAUGUCCUGGUGGGUGCUGAGCCCCGUGCCAGCCUGCAGGAGAACGGCUCCCUGCGGAUCACAGGCCUCCGGGUGAUGGACUCGGGACACUAUGAGUGCGUGGCCACCAGCCCGGUGGGUGACACACGCUGGGGCAUCACACUGGAAGUGCACGGUGCCAGGCCCGACCUGUCCCCACCUUCCUCUGUGCCGGGGGUCCUCCCUGGGCCACCCUCCACCCCUGUGGUCACCAAUGUCACCAAGAACAGUGUCACCCUCAGCUGGAGAGGGAACGAGGACAGCACUGCCACCGGUGUCACCUCCUACAUAGUGGAGGCUUUCAGCCAGGAGGAGGGUGGCCCAUGGCGGACAGUGGCAGCUGAGGUGGCAGGUGAGAGCCACACUGUGAGUGGCCUCGUCCCCAACACCGUCUACAUCUUCCUGGUGCGGGCGGUCAAUGCCUAUGGGAUCAGUGACCCCAGCGGUGCCUCGGAGCCCGUGUGCACCCAAGACCCCAGCACCCCUCAGCCUGGGCUGGACCCCCAGAAGGUGCAGCAGGACCUGGCACGAGUGUCCGUGCACCUCCAGGAGCCUGAGGUGCUUCCCCUGGGUGCCGUCCGCCUCUCCUGGACUGUGCAGCACCAGGCACCCUUCCUGCAGGGGUACCGGGUGCUGCUGCGGUGCCGCGGUGGGCGCUGGGAGGAUGCUCGGGUGCUGCUGGCACCAGGGGACCGUGGGGUGCUGCUCACUGACCUGCGCCGUGGGCAGCACUACGAGGUCAAGGUGCAGCCCUUCUUCCAACACCUCUAUGGGCCAGAGAGCGCAGUGCGAGCCCUGAGCACCCCCGAGGCAGCACCCAGUGCCCCUCCGCAAGGUGUCACUGUGACUGGUAACGGCACCAGUGUCCGCAUCUCGUGGCAGCCACCUCCACUGGCCGAGCAGAAUGGGGUCAUCCGGGACUAUAGGAUCUGGUGCCUGGCCAACGAGAGCCGCUUCCACAUCAACCAGAGCGUGGAGGGUUCGGUGCUGGUGGCCAUGCUGCAGGGCCUGGUCCCCGGUGUCCUGUACCAUGCUGAGGUUGCUGCCGCCACCAGCGCUGGGGUGGGUGCCCGCAGUGUCCCCAUCCCCAUCCGUGUUGCGCUCCCAGUGCAGUGGGACAUGGGAAUGGCAGGUGGGAGCAGUGUGGCUGGGCGCUUGGCUGCAGUGGCCCGGCAGCCGGUGUUCAUUGCUGGUGUUGGUGGCACGUGUUGGCUCAUCCUGGCCGCGGUCGCCGCGUGGCUCUACAGCCGCCGCCGGAGGAAGAAGGAGCUCAGCCACUUCACGACAUCCUUUGCCUACGCACCCAAUGGGAAGCCCAUGGGGACGCGGCGUGGUGCUCAGCCAUCCUCAUCCCAACCUCUUCCCGCAGUCGCCUUCCCAGCUCCGGCACACAGGGCAGCCACAGCUGGUGGUUAUCCAUGGCUGGCAGACACAUGGAGUGGUGGUGGCAACAGUUGCUUGAGGACCAAUGAGAGAUACUACAAUGAUGCUGGUAUCACCCGUUACAUCACCCAGACGGAGCAAUUUGGGGUUGGGCCCACUGAGGGACCUGUCUACAGCACCAUUGAUGCUGGCGGCGAGGAGCUUCACACCUUCCCUCGUCCCUUCUCCCACCAUGGGACCUCCUACCCCCAGUCGAUGGAUGCCCCCCCAGCAUCCUUCCUCACCACAGGGACCAAAGGGAAGAAGCUGGGGCAAGCGGUGAAGCCACCGGCCAUAAGCUGGACGGAGCUGCUGCCACCACCCCCCUCUGCCAGUGAGCUCAGCCGCUGUGCCCAGGAGGAGCAGGAGGAGGAGGAGGAGGAUGAAGAAGCAUCUGGAAGGUUGGGGAUGGAGGGCUGGUAUGGUGCUGAGGAUGUCGCCUGUGCCACUGCUGCAUCCUCACCCACCGCAUCCUCUGGCUGCCGGUCCACUGCCACCCUGACACCAUCUCCCCACACCACUGAGGACAUCCCCCGCCUCCGAGACAUCGACAGCCCCUGGAGACCCCCCCAUGGCACCGGCACCCCCCCACCAGCACCCAGCCCCCUGCCAAGUCCAGACAUGGGUGACGUCCCCCUGUCCCGUGCCCGCUGCCCCCCCAGCACUGGGAGAACCCGUGGGGACGCCCCAAAACGUCACCUGAAGCCCAAAUGCAGCCGCUACCGCCGGGAAAAGCAGCAGGGAGACCUGCCGCCACCACCGGUGCCACCACCAGGUGAGACCCCCAGGCCUUCAGCAGAGAGGGAGCUGACCGGGGCUGAGCGCAAGGUCACCCAUCGUGGUAAGCUGGAGCCACCAACCAUGUCCCCAAGAGGUUAUGGUGCCACCACCAACCCCCAACCUUGUCCCUCCCAUGCAGAUGAGGUUGUCCCCUACAGCAAACCCUCCUGCUCCACCACCGGCAGUGUCUCAUCCCGCGGCUCCACCAGCUCCCGUGGCCACGGCUCGGGGCACAGCAGGACACCAGGGGAACGUGGGGAAGGGACCGGCCACCGCCGCCGGCCAGGUCCCCACUUCCCAGCACAGGAGAAGAGAUGA
Messenger RNA from Melopsittacus undulatus (budgerigar), 3981 nucleotides. It is a transcript of the gene ROBO3, whose product is annotated as roundabout guidance receptor 3. The record is from RefSeq and is a predicted model, not a curated record. Bases 1 to 3981 code for a protein of 1326 amino acids. The transcript has 25 exons. Gene Ontology annotation, molecular function: protein binding. Gene Ontology annotation, biological process: cell-cell adhesion. NCBI's taxonomy places the organism in Eukaryota, Metazoa, Chordata, Aves, Psittaciformes, Psittaculidae.